AUUUGAGCCAGUCGAAUCGGCAUGUUCUGCGGUUAAAACGCGUUGUGGUAAACUCGAAAACGAAAAUAAAGCGACACAAUAUUUUUGUUACUAAAAAUGUGAAUAGUUUCUUUUUAUAUUUGUUGUGGACACUCUGAAUUUUGUAUCGGAUGGAAAUUAAAAGAUGGAAAUGAGAUAAGCAUCAAUCACAAUGACUCUACUGCUUUAUGACUACUGUGACCUAGAAGAGCGAGCGUCAAGGCAUCUUAACGUUUGGAAAGCAUGGCAUUUGAUACUCUAUGCUCUCGCGGGGAUCUUCGGGAUUCUCAACUAUGUGUUCCUGCAAAACACCAUGCAAUUGGUAGAUAAGAAUUGCGUACUAUUUCCAAGAGAACUGGCUUUCCGCUCUAUAGAACUGACAGUGCUAACCAAUACAAGCUCAAUAAAUGAUACAGUUUUGGUCAAUAGUGAUACGACUGAAAAUGCUGCAAAAGAAAAUGCUCAAAUCGUUUCCGUCCCAGGAGGUAGUGUGCCCACAAAUGAUGACAAAAAUGAACCAAUAAGAAAAAGAGACUUGACCAAUUCAAACAAUACGAGACAAAAUGACACCGAUUCUGAAGCUAAUGAAAAUGACGUCAAUUUUAUUUCUGCAAAUGAAACCCACCGCAUAGUGCUGGACACGUCGAGGACUCUGUUCGGAUGGGACUCAGACUGUCAAUAUGCGGAGUACAUGCCCAUAAUGUCCAUGAUAUUCGCUGCGGCGUGGGCGACCUUUUUCACCAUGUGCCCAGGAGGUGGAUACUCAAGAUCUGGACUUCAGCAACCCUGGCGUAUUCUGACACCGGCGCUAAUAUUCGCGCUGGUAAUGGUCGGUCUGACCGGCCACAGCUUCACGCGCACCAAUAGCGGCCUUUACACCUUCUGCUCAGCUUUCUUCAACGUCACGAAUGCUACCACAUGCUCCUCCGUGGGUCCGUAUCUGGAGCGUUCGUGGAACGCGUCGUGGAGCUUCGGGGGCCGCGCGGCCGCCGCUCGGGCGGCUAGUGCUGGCGUGUGGGCGAGCUGGGCGUGUGCAGCCACGCUGUUUCUCGCGCGUUGCCUCACCGCCCCAGACUUCGAAGUCAAACGCACCGGGGCGUACCUUAAAGAUCCACAACAGCGGCUCACGCCAUACCUAAAAAAGUCGCGCCGGCAACCAAACAACAAGUCCAACAACAAUUCGCCGACCAAACGAGAGACUGCUUCCAUCAGAUCUGAACCGACAGCGACCACGGAACUAGUCACCGCGUCAGUGGAACAAGGGCAGGAUACAGCGCCCACGACGCCGGAACUCUCGCCAAUAAAAAGAUUCGACAAAGACUACAUUGAGAUGACAAUGGCGUCCAACAAAGACAAUCCAGUGUAGACGUCGUCAAGAAGCAAAGUCGUCGAAUUAAUUUGCCAGAUUAUUCUCCGUUAACUUCAGAUGUAUGCAGAAUUUUAUAGUCGUAAGUGUUGGUACUUUUGCGGGUAUUUAAAGUGUAAUUGGUCAUUGCUAUAUUAGAGUCGCCAGCAAAUAUUAAAGUCUAUACUAAACAGGGUUAAAUAAAAAAACCAGAAAGCUCUCGGCCUUGUAGUUCCUUUCAUUAAAACUAACAACUUUUGUUCAACGACUUCAGGAUAUGAAAGCAGGAUAAAU
Molecule: messenger RNA, 1657 nt
Organism: Pararge aegeria (speckled wood butterfly)
Lineage: Eukaryota; Metazoa; Arthropoda; Insecta; Lepidoptera; Nymphalidae
Exons: 7
Coding region: 191-1384 (397 amino acids)
Source: RefSeq, a predicted model, not a curated record